GAAAACAGUCCAAGUUCCUUUCUUUAACACUAUAGCCAAUUAGUCUUCUCAUUGCAUUUGCUACGUCUUCUUAGUACAUAAAUAUGGCAGCUGCAGCUGCAACGUGCUGGUUCUCUGCCGGCACUUCACUAUACUCUCUAACGUCCUACCGCUUCUCAACACCCAUAAGACCCUUUUCUUCUUCUUCUUCUUCUUCUUCUUCUUCUUCUUCUUCUUCUUCUUUAUUUAUUCCUAAAGCUGUACAUCAGAAUCAAGAUCCAAAGAAGGGUCUCAAGAAUUCCACCUCAGAGAAAGCAGUUGGUAAACAGAACUUCCCAUGGAGAUCAAAAGACGAAAGGCAUUUAGCAAAUAAAGAUGGUAGAAGCAGUAAAAACGAAGCAGGGCGAUCUCAAUCAACUGCAUUUAAAUCAUCUGGUCAGCAGAGGAAAGGAGCAGGAAAGGGAGCUGUAUUUGAGUCAAAGGAGCAGCAGGUAGAAACUGGUAUCAUUGAAGAUGCAACUUUUCUGAAUGCUGUUGUGAAGGUUUACUGUACACACACCGCUCCAGAUUAUUCCCUCCCAUGGCAGAAACAAAGACAAUUUGCAAGUACAGGAAGUGCUUUCAUGAUUGGUGAUGGGAAACUCUUGACAAAUGCACAUUGUGUUGAACAUCAUACCCAGGUUAAAGUGAAGAGAAGGGGAGAUGACACUAAGUAUGUUGCCAAGGUUCUGGCUAGAGGAGUGGAGUGUGAUAUAGCCUUGCUAUCUGUUGAAAGUAAGGACUUCUGGGAAGGAGCUGAACCCCUCCGCUUUGGACACUUGCCUCAUCUGCAGGAUGCUGUAACUGUUGUAGGUUAUCCGCUUGGAGGAGAUACUAUUUCUGUGACCAAAGGGGUGGUAUCAAGAAUUGAGGUCACAUCAUAUGCUCAUGGAUCAUCUGAGCUGCUUGGCAUUCAAAUUGACGCAGCAAUAAAUCCUGGUAAUAGUGGCGGCCCUGCAUUCAAUGACGAUGGAGAGUGCAUAGGGGUGGCAUUUCAGGUUUACAGGUCAGAUGAGACUGAAAAUAUUGGUUAUGUCAUCCCAACUACUGUAGUGUCUCAUUUUUUGGAAGACUAUGAAAGGAACGGGAAGUACAGCGGUUUUCCUUGCCUUGGAGUAUUGUUGCAAAAAUUGGAGAGUCCAGCACUUCGUGCCUGCUUGAAAGUGCCUUCGAAUGAGGGCGUACUCGUGCGGAAAGUUGAGCCUACUUCUGAUGUUAGCAAUGUCUUAAAAGAGGGAGACGUGAUUGUUAGCUUUGAUGGUGUCCAUAUCGGGUGUGAAGGGACAGUGCCAUUUCGAUCUAGUGCACGCAUUGCAUUUCGCUAUCUCAUCAGUCAAAAGUUCACUGGUGAUGUAGCCGAGCUUGGUAUUAUUAGAGCUGGGGAAUUCAUGAAAGUUCAAGCAGUUUUGAAGCCACGUGUGCAUUUGGUUCCUUAUCACAUAGAAUGCGGUCAGCCUUCAUACCUAAUAGUUGCCGGCUUGGUGUUUACACCACUAUCCGAACCCUUAAUAGGGGAAGAAUGUGAAGAUAGCAUAGGGCUAAAACUAUUGACAAAGGCUCGAUACUCUCUGGCAAAGUUCGACGGAGAACAGAUUGUUGUACUAUCACAGGUCUUGGCAAAUGAAGUGAAUAUUGGAUACGAGGAUAUAAGCAAUGAGCAGAUCUUGAAGUUGAAUGGUACUCGAAUUAGGAACAUUCACCAUUUGGCUCAUCUAGUGGAUUCUUGCAAGGAUAAAUAUCUAGUUCUCGAGUUUGAGGACAACUUCCUGGUUGUUCUGGAAAGGGAAGCAGCCGUAUCUGCGUCAGCUAGUAUUCUUAAAGACUAUGGUAUUCCAGCUGAAAGAUCAUCCGAUCUUUUGGAACCAUAUAUUGAUUCCAUCAGACCAGAUGAAGCAACCGAUCAACACGAGUUUGGUGAUAGUCCAGUUUCUAAUUCAGAAUUCGGCUACGAGGGGCUUCUUUGGGCUUGAUCAUGACCUAUGAAGUUAAGUUUAGCUUCUCACCUGGAGCCAUCUUCUUAUAUAUCAUUUCAAUGGUCUACUUUGACAGCUAUUUGUUCCUUGAUACUUCACCGGAAAAAAGACACAGAUGACCAGGCAAUAUUUUGUCCAUGAAGAAUCUGUGUAUUAGGGCUUUAGUGCUUUCCUUUUUGUCAAAGCUAUUGCAAGAUUGGCCACAAAAGUGGAUAAUCAUUUUCCAGUACAAAUGGAGGAAACAGCAAAAAAUGUCCUCCAGUUGAAAUUAGCCUGUGGGUGGAAAUGUUGUACUAUAGAUUAGGCAUGGAGCAUUUUUGAGUUUUUUUGUUUCACGGGUAGGAUGUAGUCUCCCUUAGGGAACAUGCUUCUCUUUAUUUAUUUUUUCGUUUUGUAAUUGACACGAUUCAAUUUUUACAACAAUUAAUAAAGGAGCUGACCCUUUCUAUUUACAUAUAAA
Nicotiana tabacum (common tobacco) is the source of this 2451-nucleotide messenger RNA. Its product is annotated as protease Do-like 2, chloroplastic. Gene Ontology annotation, biological process: proteolysis. The record is from RefSeq and is a predicted model, not a curated record. NCBI's taxonomy places the organism in Eukaryota, Viridiplantae, Streptophyta, Magnoliopsida, Solanales, Solanaceae. Gene Ontology annotation, molecular function: protein binding; serine-type endopeptidase activity.